Molecule: messenger RNA, 2490 nt
Organism: Ahaetulla prasina
Lineage: Eukaryota; Metazoa; Chordata; Lepidosauria; Squamata; Colubridae
Gene: NUF2
Product: NUF2 component of NDC80 kinetochore complex
Exons: 15
Coding region: 138-1589 (483 amino acids)
Biological process (GO): mitotic spindle organization; meiotic chromosome segregation; attachment of mitotic spindle microtubules to kinetochore
Cellular component (GO): kinetochore; Ndc80 complex
Molecular function (GO): protein-containing complex binding
Source: RefSeq, a predicted model, not a curated record
GCUCCCGCCAAAUUUAAACGGCGCUUCCGUUUGCGAUGGUAACAGGGGAUUAUUGAAAGUUUCCUCUCUCCGAUCGGCCGUCGUCUGCGUUUUCAUGAGUUUAGCUCUCUCUGGGGAAGGAAGAGACCGCUGCCUCCAUGAUGGAUAAUUGUACUUUUCCAAGAUACAGUGACAAUGACAUUGUGGUACGCAUUCGCAACUCUUUAUUAAGUGGAAAUGAGGCUAAAUUUUUUUCAAAAAGUGAUUUAUUUCCAAAUGUGAAGCCUGAAAUAUUGCGUAUGAUUUUCAUGAGAGUUUUACAAAGUGUGUAUGGGAUCCGUGUGGAACAUUUUUACACGAUGCCAGUGACAUUUGAAACAGCAUAUCCUCAGAUUUUUGAAGGCUUUCUACCCAUUGGAAAUCUAUUUGUUAAUAUGGAGCGAUUUUUCCCCAUCUGUCGUGUCAAUGACUUCCAGAUUGCAGACAUUAUACAUCCAAAAGCAAACAGGACAGCUCGAUUUUUGAGUGGUAUUCUUAAUUUUCUAUACUUCUGUGACUCACGGCGUGAAGUCUACUUGGAAAUCCAGAGUGUACAUAAAACAGCAAUGGAAAAAGAACAACAACUUCAGGUGGCAAUCCAGGAUGCAACACUGAAGCUGGAAAAGAUGGAUAUUGUUCCUGCAGACCAAGAAGUGGAGUUUAAGGAGUUAUCUGAAGAAAUUCAAGAACUACAGCAUAAACUCAACCAAGAAUAUCGGCAAAAAACAAAUGUUUUGCAAGAAAUGAUCCAUCAAAAAAGAAUGGAAAUUGCAGAAAAAAAUCAAAAUUUAAACGAUCUGAAAAUGGCAGUUUGUUAUCUAAAACAAGAACAAGAGCAACUGAAGUCCAGGAUUACAGAGUCUCCAGAGAAACUCACUAAUUGCAGAGAACGAAUGAAGCAGACACAGCAGAAGAUUAAAAAAGACAAGCAAGAAGUAAUUGAGAAGUAUGAAUCUUAUAGAGACUUGGUAGAGAUGUUUCCAUCGUGUCAACAGGAGGUCCAAUUUUACAGGAAAAAAAUGCAAACACAAGGAGCAAAUAUGGAUAAGCUAUCAAAUAUAUUGGCCCAGAUCAGAACGUUAGAGGACCAGACUGAGAAUAGCAAAAGUGGAUUCAAGAAUGCUAAAACGGAAGAAAUGUCAUUGAAGAGAUUAGUCACAGUUAAACGUGAAAAACUUGCUGCUCUUGAAAUCAAACUUAAAAAGAUAUAUGAGAAUACUGAGCUGCAGAAACAGGCGAUAACUGAAUGCUGCAAUAAAUUUCAAGAGAAGAGAGGAGCUGUCUGUGAAAAACUGACAGCAACAGACACAGAAAUCAUGCAACUCAAAGGUGCCAUUCAACAGCUCAGUGACAAUGUUGAGAAAGAGAAGGUGAAAGAGAAGAUCAACUCCAGAAUGAUAUACCGCAUAGCAAUGGCUGGUGUUUUUAAGGUUUCACAAUCCAUUUACAGCCAGUCCUUAAAUGGCUCUAGAACAAAGAUAGAAAAAGUGUUGCACAAGACUUCAUGUGGCACUAGCAUUCCUGGAGGAGAUCUACCUCAGCUUGAGGAUUGGGUUGGAGAAAUAUCAUGAAAAUCUGGCCAGGACAGUGAACAGCUACAUAUCAUCCAGAGAAGACAAAAUUGCUCAAUUAACUGGACUUUUUUGAUAGUGUAAUUCUAAUUAUUUUACAUCAUUUUCUUGUUCUAAAAAUAUGGAAUAGCUUGUUAAUUGCAAGAACUGUAGAGUUUACAAAUUUCUGUUGAAGUAUCAAAUGACUAUUUUCUGUUUUCCAUUAUGUUAAUUUUUUCUUAAAUGAAUAGAAUUGCGGGAUGCAAUUUGCUUCCAUUGGAUAAUAAUAGUAUCUUACGGAUGGUCAUUAUUUGUAAAUUUUCUUCAGUCAUAUAAUAAAGUUUUGUGAAUCUAAAAGUUUAUAAACCCUAACCCAACAUUUUCUCUGUUAGAAUGGUUCUUUUUAAUCACAUUGUUUAAAAAAUCACUUGAAUUUUCAGCAACAAAUAUUGGCCAUUGAAUUCUUUGAAUUUUGAGAUCUUAUGCAUACUAUUGUAAAUAGUUCCUGUAGCACCAAUUAUUUUAACAACCCAAAUCUCAGGAGAUUACUAAAUCCUACAAGAAUUUUGCAGAGUGAGUGAGCACAACAUGCUCAGCUAGGAAUUUUUAAUCUUGAAAUUUGGGGUCCUAUGAACAUCUUCUGAAUUACUUGCAUGAGCCAAAAUGCCCACUGGCAUCACUUCUGAUCGAGGGUUUACAUAUGAUGAUUUAGAAAUCUAAAAAAUAAAAGUUAAGACUCACUAACCUACAUGUUUCAUUUUUCUACAUAAUAAAAACAAAUUUGAUAAUCUCUUUCUGAUGCAUUAAUGGUGAUGUGUUUAUAAAGAAUAUAGCAUGGAUUUUUUAAAUAAAAAUGGUUAUUUGUAUCUAAACGAAUCUUUAGCUCAAUAUUAAUUAGCAAUCCCAAAUUCAGCAUUUUAAU